This is a messenger RNA of Lolium rigidum, 1695 nucleotides long. Its product is annotated as internal alternative NAD(P)H-ubiquinone oxidoreductase A1, mitochondrial-like. Gene Ontology annotation, molecular function: NADH dehydrogenase activity. The record is from RefSeq and is a predicted model, not a curated record. The coding region runs from base 1 to 1485 and encodes 494 amino acids. The transcript has 8 exons. NCBI's taxonomy places the organism in Eukaryota, Viridiplantae, Streptophyta, Magnoliopsida, Poales, Poaceae.
AUGGCCGCCUCCUCACUGCUCCGUUCGCUCUCCCGCAUCUCGCGCGCGCCGCCCGCGCCCGCCACCGCGUUCUACCACCACCGCGCCCCGUGCUCGCCGUUCUCCUCCGCCGCCGCCGCGGCGGGGCAGGGCCUCGCGGGGCUGGGCCCGACGGGCAAGGGGGAGAAGGCGCGGGUGGUGGUGCUCGGGACGGGGUGGGCGGGGUCGCGCCUCAUGAAGGACCUCGACACCGGCGGCUACGACGUCGUCUGCGUCUCCCCGCGCAACCACAUGGUCUUCACGCCGCUGCUCGCCUCCACCUGCGUCGGCACGCUCGAGUUCCGCUCCGUCGCCGAGCCGCUCGCGCGCAUCCAGCCCGCCGUAUCCAGCUCCCCCGGCUCAUACUUCCUCCUCGCACGGUGCACCGGGGUCGACCCCGAAGCCCACACGAUUGAAUGUGAGACAGUUACUGAAGGUGAAAAAGAUACUUUGGAGCCAUGGAAAUUCAAGGUUUCCUACGACAAGUUGGUCUUUGGAUGUGGAGCCGAGGCAUCGACUUUCGGAAUAAAGGGUGUUACUGAGCAUGCAACCUUUCUGCGGGAAGUUCACCAUGCUCAAGAGAUACGCAGAAAGCUCCUUCUUAAUCUGAUGCUGUCUGAUGUGCCUGGAAUAUCAGAGAAAGAAAAACGCAGACUAUUGCAUUGUGUUGUUGUUGGAGGUGGUCCAACAGGGGUUGAGUUUAGUGGGGAACUUAGUGAUUUCAUCACCAGAGAUGUGAAACAACGUUACGCACAUGUGAAAGAUUAUGUCCAUGUGACCCUAAUUGAGGCAAAUGAGAUAUUGUCAUCCUUCGAUGUUCGCCUCAGACAAUAUGCUAUAAACCAACUAGUUAAGUCAGGUGUCAAGCUUGUAAGAGGAAUUGUGAAGGAUGUACAGCCUGACAAAUUAAUCCUGGACAAUGGAGAGGAGGUUCCUUAUGGUUUGUUGGUAUGGUCUACUGGAGUUGGUGCUUCAUCGUUUGUUAAGUCAUUGCCGUUUCCUAAGUCAGCAGGUGGAAGGAUCGGUGUAGAUGAGUGGCUACGUGUUCCUUCAGUUCCAGAUGUGUUCGCUAUUGGUGAUUGCAGUGGUUUCCUUGAAAGCACAGGCAAGGAAGUUCUCCCGGCUUUGGCUCAGGUUGCGGAACGACAAGGCAAGUACCUCGCUGUCCUGCUCAACCAUGUAUUGAAAGCUGGAGGAGGGCAUGCAAACUCAAGCGUCGAAGUCGAUCUAGGUCCUAAGUUUGUGUAUAAACAUAUGGGGAGUAUGGCAACUGUUGGAAGGUACAAAGCUCUAGUUGACUUGAGGCAAAGCAAGGACUCCAAAGGGGUGUCCAUUGCAGGAUUUGCAAGCUGGUUCAUCUGGCGCUCAGCAUACCUGACUCGUGUUGUCAGCUGGAGGAAUAGGCUCUACGUGGCUAUCAAUUGGCUGACCACGAUGAUAUUUGGCCGUGACAUAAGCCGUAUCUAGAGUAUCUAUCUGUAGAUCUCUGGGAUCUGAACUCUAUAAAAUAGAUACGCCCCGAGCCUAAAUGAAACAUAGGCCACCAUAGCCUUGUCCCUCUGCUUUUGGUUCCUCAUUUUGCUCCUCUUUAUCCUUUCGGACUUUUCAACUACGUGAGGUGCGAAUGCACAUUUUUAUUCAUGUAAAUUCUAAAUAAAUGAGAUGAGGGUAUAAAUA